CCAUUUCAAUUUCCUUGAGUAUGUUACUGAUUGAAGAAACAAGUUAAUAGCCAAAUAAAUUAAACAUUCAGCUUCUUAUUACUUGUUAUAUAUUUACAUUUGUGAUUUAAAUUAUUACUAGAUAAAUUGUCAUGUAUACACAUGCUCAGUUGGGAAGAUCCUCAAGUAAUUUGAGUCAGUGGCUAAGUCCAAUGAAGUUCGUAGGUCGGAGCAAACUAGCAUAUAAUCAAUCUAGUCAAUUGCACUUUGAGGUGUCCUCUAAAUGAGCAUCAUUAUCAGUGAGAAUCAAUCAAGUAUCAUACAAUAUAAUGCUCCUGCUUGGCUAGUGACCUCCGUAGGGAAGGGCCACCUUGGCUGAAGGCACAUUUUCUAAAGCUGAUUGAUGCCAUGAGCAGUGACUGCCAUCAUCCAUCUGUAUUUGAAGAAACACUUGUAACAAUAUUAUUGCUCAGAUAUGGAUCAGAAGGCCUUAUUUUAUUGGCUCAAUUGUAGGUCAAGGAUUUGCUAAUGGCCCUUCAAAUUUGAAUUGAACCAACCCAGUCAAAUACAAAGUUUAGUUGGGGUAUUCCAGUCAUUUCUCUAUGUCAUCCGAAAUGAUUAGAUUUGUAGAUCUACGAGUUGGAGCUCUGGGGCUUUCAGAUGCCUUCAUUCUCUUGCUCUUACACACAACUUUUGCAUCUCCAGAUGCUCACCUGUUUGGUUUUAAUUACAAUUGUCGAUCCUUGAUAUUCGUGUUGCAUUGUCUAGCUAUUUUCCAGUGCAAAUGGCUACUAUCCCUCAACCGCUCAUCUGGGAGAUCGUGAAGAAGAACAAUUCUUUCCUUGUUAAGCAGUAUGGCAGUGGCACUAACAAGGUGGUGUUCAGUAGAGAGCCUAACAAUCUAUGCAACCUCCAUUCCUACAAGCACUCAGGCUUGGCGAACAAGAAGACUGUAACCAUUCUACCAGGAGAGAAGGACCUCAAUGUUGUCCUUGCCACUACCAAGACAAAGAAACAGAACAAGCCUGCAAGCUUGCACAAUAGAACAGAACUGAAAAAGGAAUUCUUCAAGAUGGCUAAAAUCGUCAAGAGUCAGAUUACAGAUAAUUACUACAGACCUGAUCUAACCAAAGCAGCUCUUGCACGCCUGAGUGUGGUUCAUCGCAGCCUUAAGGUUGCCAAGUUUGGUGUAAAAAAGAGGCAAGCUGCAAAAGCCAAGAACUAGGUGAACUAGGCCCAGGAAGGUGGCUGAUUGUCAUUUAGGUUUAAGUGAACUAUUUGUAUCCUGAGAAGAUGAGUGCUCAGUUUAGUGUCAAUUUUCAGUGUUUGAUUCUACAUUCUGUAUUUAAUGCAGUAAUGAAUUCCGUACUUUUUUUUAGAUCAAACUAACUUGGGUCAGAAUGGUUCUUUUAA
Molecule: messenger RNA, 1392 nt
Organism: Zingiber officinale
Lineage: Eukaryota; Viridiplantae; Streptophyta; Magnoliopsida; Zingiberales; Zingiberaceae
Product: 60S ribosomal protein L28-1-like
Exons: 4
Coding region: 764-1204 (146 amino acids)
Biological process (GO): translation
Cellular component (GO): ribosome; cytosolic large ribosomal subunit
Molecular function (GO): structural constituent of ribosome
Source: RefSeq, a predicted model, not a curated record